Molecule: messenger RNA, 306 nt
Organism: Knipowitschia caucasica
Lineage: Eukaryota; Metazoa; Chordata; Actinopteri; Gobiiformes; Gobiidae
Source: the annotation of a GenBank genome assembly
AUGAGGGGCAGGAGUGCGGUGGGAGACGGGUGGCAGGGAACAGGCUGCUGGAGCUCCCCCCCAAACCCACUCUCCCUGGUCUCCCCUCCAUCCCCAGAGCUGUCUGUGCUGUUCGCAGAGGGAGCCACUGUUGUGCUGACAGUCACUGACAGGGCCUGCAAAGGGGCAGCAGGGGUGUCAGUGGAAGGGGAGGCGGACACAAGCACCAGAGUCUGUGCUGGGCUCCGCAGAAUCACUGUGCCAUUGGUGACGCCGCCUGUAGCAGCAUUUAUGGGGACCGGCACCUGGAGGCCCGAGAUGGGUUGA